GAGACUUCUGGGUGAGAGCUUUCCCAAUCUAAGUUGCUUUCAUCUGGAAAUUUCUGCAGGAAAGUAAUUAAAAGAUUCAGAGAAAGAGCCAUGGGUCGACUUGAUGGAAAGGUCAUCGUUCUGACAGCUGCUGCCCAAGGAAUUGGUUGGGCAGCUGCUUUAGCUUUUGCCAAAGAAGGAGCCAAAGUCAUAGCAACAGAUAUCAAUGAAUCUAAACUUCGAGAGCUAAAUGAGUAUGCAGGCAUUCAAACUCGAGUUCUUGAUGUGACAAAAAAGGACCAAAUUGACAAGUUCUCCAAGGAAAUUGAGAGACUUGAUGUUCUUUUUAACGUUGCUGGAUUCGUCCAUCAUGGAACCAUCCUGGAAUGCGAGGAGAAAGACUGGGAUUUUACCAUGAAUCUGAAUGUCCGAAGCAUGUAUUUGAUGAUUAAAGCAUUUCUUCCUAAAAUGCUUGCCCAGAAAUCUGGCACCAUUAUCAACAUGUCUUCUGUGGCUUCUAGCAUCAAAGGUAAAUCUGCUGCCAAUUUUCAGGGAAUUCUACUUCAUCUUAUAUCAGCUACUGGUGUAUAUAGCUCACUCUCGGAAAGAGAUGUGUCCUAGAUAACAACCAUCUGCACAGAACGGAAGCUCCUCGAGAUCAGACGCCAAAUUGUUUCUGCCUAUGUAGCCCAACAUCGAAUACAAUUA
Molecule: messenger RNA, 687 nt
Organism: Gracilinanus agilis (Agile Gracile Mouse Opossum)
Lineage: Eukaryota; Metazoa; Chordata; Mammalia; Didelphimorphia; Didelphidae
Gene: BDH2
Product: 3-hydroxybutyrate dehydrogenase 2
Exons: 6
Coding region: 91-600 (169 amino acids)
Biological process (GO): siderophore biosynthetic process
Cellular component (GO): cytoplasm
Molecular function (GO): 3-hydroxybutyrate dehydrogenase activity
Source: RefSeq, a predicted model, not a curated record